AUGUCUCUAGACGCUUCUCCCUUGGCUGCGCCCGUUCCCAGCGCCAACGCAGAUUCCGAUUCCGAUUCCGACUGGGAAUACGAAUACUCCACGGAAACAGAGUCCUUCUACCUGAACCUCGACUUAACUUCAGUGCAUGGCCCCCUUCGUCCGCCGCGGCGCCGUAAUGCAUCCGCGCCUAAUAAUAAUAACGCUGCUAAUGAACCCGACGCGGACCCGGACCCCGACGCGGACGCGGACUUUUCUCGCCCUCUAGAAACCACCGAGUCCGACGCCAAUGAUCCCACCAGACAUGCAGCUGCGAGUGCGAGUGCGAGUGCCGGUGCCCAAGACCGUCUCCAAAUCCUCGGCCUCCACACGUUGAAUCCCAUUGUCUCGUACCAGAACCAGGUCUUCAGUUGUUCCUGGGCCGAGCAGAUCGGGACCGAGUUGUUUUUUACAAGGCCGGAUGAACUCAUCACCACCAUCACCACCACGGGUGCAGCGGAAAAUGAUCUUGAGCCGCUGGCACGUGGCAAGGAUUUCGACUUGAUUGCUGCAACCAGUGCCAAAAUCCUCGGUCGCAAGGCGAAUCUUAUUUCUAGUUCUGAACCUUCUACUACCACCCCAUCUACGUCUACAUCUAACCUCCCAAAAUCAUCAAUGUCGUCAAAUCAAGCGCGUUUCCUCGACCGCUUGUCCAGCGUUAAACAGGCCAAAGGUGAAACAGACACCGUGCGAACAGUAUACAGCAUGCGCCGGACGCAGAAUCUCGAAGACAGAGUGCGCGGGUGGGCCAGGACCGAGGAGCAAUUGACAGAGGUUCAGCGAUUACAGGAAGCCGUGCUCCGCGGGGACGAGGGUGCGAUGGCGGCGUUGGAAAAGGUUUAUCGGGAUUUGCAGGGUAAUGAUGGUGACGGUGACGGGGGUGCGUAG
Messenger RNA from Aspergillus chevalieri, 915 nucleotides. Its product is annotated as TFIIIC subunit 6 family protein. The transcript has 2 exons. The coding region runs from base 1 to 915 and encodes 304 amino acids. Lineage: Eukaryota; Fungi; Ascomycota; Eurotiomycetes; Eurotiales; Aspergillaceae. The record is from RefSeq and is a predicted model, not a curated record.